CAGCAUCCUGAUGUGUGUGCGAUCAGUAAGCAGCUGAGCCAAGCAGAGCGCAGUCAGCCCGUCGUGUCUCUAUCCGAGGCCGGAUGGUAAAAUCCAACCUCCAGCGGAUUCUGAAUAGUCAUUGCUUUGCUCGUGAAAAAGAAGGAAAACAGCAGACUUUUACUACCAUGGCGAAUUUAAAUAGUGGGAUCUGUGAGAUGAUUGGGAACCUGUCCCUGCACUGUAGUAGUACCCGCGGUCCGGGGCCUCUGUGGUGCUCCGAUGCCCCUCUCCCACCCCUGAAGAUCCCAGGUGGGCGAGGGAAUGGCACACGGGAUCACACUCCUUCAGCUCAGCCGCUCUACUCAGACCGAAGGUUGACUGUAACGGAGGAGCCAGCAGGGAACGGUCGCCCUGGAAUACUCCACUUCCAAAGCUAUCCCACAGUUUCAAAGACAAUUCAGUGGGAUGCUGUGAUAAGCAACAGUGCACUCUAUGUGGAGAUUCCUCUUGGCCCUCUUCCUGAAGGCAGUAAGGAGAGUUUCAUGGCUCUCCUGGAGUAUGCUGAAGAACAUCUGAAAGUCAUUAGCGUGUUUGUCUGCUUUUACAAGAACAGAGAUGAUCGCACUAAACUGGUGCGCACAUUCAGUUUCCUGGGCUUUGAGAUUGUGAAACCGGGCCACGCCCUUCUCCCACCACGACCCGAUGUUCUCUUCAUGGCUUAUGAUUUCGACAGGGACUCCUCCGAUGAGGAGUAGCGGCACAGACAUCCUCACAGGCCCUGCUUGCUUCCCCUUUUCCCGUUGUGCAUUGAUCCGUCUCACCCCAGCACACUGCCGUCUCUGUUUAACUCUCAGUAGUUACUGUUCUCCAUUCAAGUAUUCACUCUCCUCGCUUUUCUUUGUGUUCAAGCAAAUACAAUUAUCAACCACUUGCUGUUGUGCUGUUUUUUUUUUUGUUUGUUUUUGAAAGAUUGAGGAGGGAAUUUUUGUCUGACUUUACAAUCAUGCGGCUUAUAGCUAUAACUUCAGUUGGUUCUAAGUUCCUGUUCACCUCAAAUCUUUUCGUCCUCUAAUAAGUGGAGCAUUUUUUUUCUUCAUUUAUAGAAUUUAUUAAAAAAAAAAGGUUACCAGGUUUACACUCAGGUACUCCACCUUUCCUUUGAUUGGCUGAGCACUUCAAUCCCAUACUUGAGUUGGAUGUAUAUUAGUGGGACCACUUUUGUUUUGUAACCAUGUUAUUUUUGAGCAACAUGCCCAGUACUGGGUAUUUGAUAGGUGAUUCAUACGUGUUUUGGAGAGACGGAAUAAAAAGGUGAAUGUUUAACACAGCAUGUCGGUAUCAAGUGAAUAAUCCAAAGUUCUUUUGCUGAUACCUUAUAUUACAGGUUUAGGUGGUGGGGUGCGCUGAUUGUUUUUUGGAUCCCCCUCCCAAUGCCUGUUUUGAAUAAGCAUUCCUUUUUUCUUGUCCUCCCCUUCAUUGUAGCAUUGCGUUUGUUGUUGACCUGCAUAGUGGUACCUGUUGUGCUCCUGUAAUAAUAAAACAAACAUUGUCUC
Messenger RNA from Thalassophryne amazonica, 1535 nucleotides. It is a transcript of the gene oaz1b, whose product is annotated as ornithine decarboxylase antizyme 1b. Gene Ontology annotation, biological process: positive regulation of protein catabolic process. The record is from RefSeq and is a predicted model, not a curated record. Lineage: Eukaryota; Metazoa; Chordata; Actinopteri; Batrachoidiformes; Batrachoididae. Gene Ontology annotation, cellular component: nucleus; cytoplasm. Gene Ontology annotation, molecular function: ornithine decarboxylase inhibitor activity.